AUGGGGGCUGAAGAAUGGGAUAAAGUAGAGGAAACGAUCACAACUUCCAAUGAUUUUUUGUAUGGCCCAUGGAUGAUGGCUCCGGGGAGAAAACAACGCCCGGACAAGACAAAAGAAGGAGGUGCUCAGCAAAUAAAGCAGAAUGAGCUUCACAAAAAUCACGAUUUACAGUUCUCCAGAGUGAGUCGAAUGCUGUCGAGGGAACCAGUAAGGACUUUGAGGAAGGGUGUUGCAAGCCCUAGUUUUCUUCAUCAUUUUUGUCAGUGUAUGGUCAACUAUAAUCAUUCCGUAGUAGCGCUACUUGAGCUGCGGAUAAGUGGUCCCCGCGAGAAUGAAGUUAUUCAGUCAUUGGGAUCUUUUAACUCAUUUAGGAUGGAGGCGCAUGGUUUCAGUGAGGUGGUGUAUGCUAGCCCAAUGGUUUCGAUUUGUAAUAAUGUGUGGGAGAGUCUUAGCGAUUUGGAUACGGGGCUAAAUUCUCUGUGGAUAAUGAUGGGUUUCAUGGUCCGCGAUUCACGUGGUCGAUGGGAUCCCUUCAUCAGAGGCUCGAUCGUUUCUUGGCUAAUGAGGAAUGGAUACGAUGUUAUCCAGACUCCAUUGUUCUUCAUCUCGAUAAGCUGGAUCGGACCACCGACCGAUUUUAUUGAGACCUUAUCAGUUGAAAGAGGAGCUGAUAUUAUAGGUUGGAAGGAUUCGCAGAAGAGGGUCUUCACUAUUUCUAGAGCGUACGAGAAGCGUUCGGAGCUGAUUGUUAGGGAGCAGGUUCGUCCAUGGAAUGUUUUAAAAGGGUCUCGUGGACUGCCGAGAGUGAAGGCGCUGUUAUGGAAGCUUUGCCAUGGCCGAGUGUUGUCGAAUGCAAAGAGGAGACAUGUUGUGAAUCGAGAUGUUGUGUGGUCGAAGCCUCUGGGUGGUUGGAUUAAACUGAACACGAAUAGUGCGCGUAAUCCUUCGUCAGGACUCUCUACAUAUGGAGUGCUUCGAGAUGAACACGCUGAAUGGAUUGCGGGGUUUGGUCAAAUCCUUGGUUAUUGCUCAGUCAUUGAUGCGGAGUUGUGGGGCCUCUAUAAGGAUCUGCUAUUGACCUGGAAUAUGAAUCAUCGGAGCAUUAUUGUUGAAUCGGAUAGCAAGGAGGCAAUUGUCGUUCUUCAAGGACAACCCAAAAUUGAUGGUAUUUCUUCGAUGGCAAGUGAUCUUCCAAAAUAUUACGUGGGUACGGGUAUAGGGAAGGGCACCGUUCCGCCCGUUCGCCGUCCGUUCAAGCGAGCAGUGAUAUCCGACCAGCAGAAGCGUAGAGAGCUCUCGCUGCUCCGUCAAGCGCAGAAUCGUUGCAACGCUCAACAUCAAGCUCGCUGCUUGGCCUCAUCUAUUCUCUCGCUCCAGUCUUCAGCACCCGAAUCCGAACCCGAGCAGUCCGACAUCGAAAUCGAAACCGUACCCGAAACCGAAUAUGAAUCAGAAAAUUUGUCGAAAGACCUUGAUGUCCGUCGAGCUUCUACACUUCGAGGACCGGAGGUUCGAAAAUGGUUCGCGAGACAGCUUAUACUCCCUGAGUGGAUGAUCGACGUCCCUGAUCGCUUGAGCCAAGACUGGUAUGUACUUGCAAGGCCAGCUGGAAAGAGAUGUUUCGUGGUUUCAUCAAACGGAACGACUGUCAGCAGACAACUGAACGGCUCCAUUUUGCAUUAUUUCCCGUCGGCUUUACCAGCUGGAGCCAAGACCAGAAAUGGCUCGGGCUCAGCUCAAUCAUACUGUAUCCUGGAUUUUAUUUUCCACGAGUCGGAUCAGACUUACUAUGUGAUUGAUACGGUUUGUUGGAAUGGAUACUCUCUCUAUGAUUGCACUGUUGAGUUUAGAUUCUAUUGGUUGAACUCGAAGCUUGAAGAGAGCUGUGCUUGCAAUGCGCCUUCGCAUUAUCAUAAAUUUAGAUUCAGUGCUGUUUCAGUGUAUAACUGUGAUCAGAGUGGGCUAUAUGCAGCAUACACUGGAGCCGUGCCUUAUGUUAAGGAUGGAUUACUAUUUUAUAACAAGCAUGCACACUAUCAAACUGGAAACACACUAGUAUUGGUCUGGAAAGAUGAGAAUUGUAGUCAAUAUGCUAUUGACACAGAUGGUAAAGGAGAGAUUCCAAGCCAACAACAGGUAGUUUUGGAGCUACAAGAUGAUAGAAAACUGGUAACAUCAGAUGACCCUCCAGUGCUGUUUGGCUGCUUAGAUGGGGAUUUCAUAGAAAAGUCAGGGGUACAAUCAGGGAACCUUUUAAGAUUUGCUAUUGGUGAUGGAGGAUUGAGUUUUGUGGAUGGGAAGCUGGAGAAGGCUGAUUUGAUUUAUCUUGGCAAGUCCAACCGAGCACGUACUUUUGCAGAUAGCUACUCAAAGGUUAUAUUCCAGUUCAUGGUUCGGCAUUCUCCUCUAAAGAUAGAUGAUUUACUAGCAUCUAUUAACUCCCCAGAUGAUCAAGAAAAGAUACCAAGUGACAUAGAAAUGGUUGGUUGACUAUACCUAAUACAAUUAUUCAAGGUUCAAUAUUUGUGUUCCGUGCGUGCUGCUAAUUUUAAGCCCUUUGCCGAGUACAAUGAAGAUGAAUCGCAUGCAUGGUAGCAUGAGAUUGGUGUUUUUGGCGUAAAUUGGUGGGUAUGUAAUUUCACUUGGCUUGGCCAAGGGUAGUUCUUAUGUUGUAGCCACAUUGCUCUCUUUUUUUGCCUAGGAAAAUGUCGAGGAGGAGAUUAUAUCAUACAUAACUGCUGUGCCAGCAUAAGCAGCCCUUUGUGCGUGACCAAAUAUGUAUAGCA
Molecule: messenger RNA, 2786 nt
Organism: Hibiscus syriacus
Lineage: Eukaryota; Viridiplantae; Streptophyta; Magnoliopsida; Malvales; Malvaceae
Exons: 13
Coding region: 1-2490 (829 amino acids)
Biological process (GO): snRNA import into nucleus
Cellular component (GO): cytoplasm; nucleus
Molecular function (GO): nucleic acid binding; RNA-DNA hybrid ribonuclease activity
Source: RefSeq, a predicted model, not a curated record